CGAAUCGCUCGAACGUUUUGUCGUUUUUGUUCCCAAAGCGUGAAAGCUCUUUAUUCCGAAUCGUAUAGUAGCCAGAUACCUACGUUCGUAUACAGCUACGAUCGAUAACACAUGCAUUGAAUGAACAAGGGAAAUCGUUUAUAAGCGUUCUGUCAUUUUUGUUCCGAAAGUGCGAAAGCCGCUUCGAUAUUUCUUGCUGCACAGUACCUAGUCAUAAACGUUGCCAACUUCGUGGCAUGCGAAAUUGAAAAGUACGCAGAGCAAGCGUUUGGUCGUAUGUACGUCUCUGUAUGUUUCCUUCUGCUUGAACUAUUAACAAAACAUAUAAAAGUGUCGUGGGACAAAAUAGCAUGAAAGCAAUGUCUCAUCAUUACGUAGUAACGGCACAUAAGCCGACGGCUGUCACCGCAUGCGUGACAGGUAAUUUCACCUCGCCUACGGAUCUCAACCUGAUCUUAGCAAAAAAUGUUCGAUUAGAAAUUUAUCUCGUUACACCAGAAGGUUUAAGACCACUGAAAGAAGUUGGAAUUUAUGGAAAAAUUGCAGUCGUUAAAUUGUUUAGACCGCCGCACGAAAAGAAAGAUCUUUUGUUUCUCUUAACCACACGUUAUAAUGCUAUGAUUUUGGAAUGUACUGGAGAAGGAGAGGAUAUAGAAAUUAUAACAAAAGCUCAUGGGAAUGUAGCAGAUCGUAUUGGAAAGGCUUCUGAAACAGGAAUUAAAGCUGUGAUAGAUCCCAAAGCACGUGUUAUUGGUCUUCGAUUAUAUGAUGGUCUCUUUAAAAUCAUACCACUUGAUAAGGAUAAUCCAGAAUUAAAAGCAUCGUCUGUACGUAUGGACGAACAGCAAGUUCAAGAUGUGAAUUUUCUUCAUGGAUGUGUUAAUCCUACUUUAAUUCUAAUUCAUCAAGAUAUUAAUGGCAGACAUGUAAAGACUCAUGAAAUUUCUUUGAGAGACAAGGAAUUUGUCAAAAUACCAUGGCGGCAAGAUAACGUAGAGCGUGAAGCUAUGAUGGUCAUCCCUGUACCUUCUCCUAAUUGUGGUGCGAUUAUAAUAGGCCAAGAAAGUAUAUUAUAUCACAAUGGAACUGCGUACGUCGCCGUUGUGCCUCCAAUUAUCAAACAGGGUACAAUUACAUGUUACGCUAAAGUCGAUAAUCAGGGACUUAGAUAUUUAUUAGGAGAUAUGGCCGGGCAUUUGUUUAUGCUGUUCCUAGAGCAAGAAAAAAAAGCAGAUGGUACGCAAGUAGUGAAGGAUUUGAAAGUUGAGCUUUUGGGUGAAAUCAGUAUACCAGAGUGCAUCACAUAUUUAGAUAAUGGAGUAAUAUUUGUUGGUAGCCGUUUAGGUGAUUCGCAGUUAAUUAAAUUAAUUACAAAAGCAGACGAAAACGGUUCGUAUUGUGUUCCGAUGGAAACUUUUACCAACUUGGCACCGAUAGUUGACAUGGCUGUAGUUGACCUUGAAAGACAGGGUCAAGGGCAAAUGGUUACAUGCUCCGGAGCUUUUAAAGAAGGUUCUCUCAGAAUCAUUAGAAAUGGAAUUGGCAUCGAAGAACAUGCGAGCAUAGAUUUACCUGGCAUCAAGGGUAUGUGGGCAUUAAAAGUUGGUGGAGGUAAUUUCGACAACACUCUAGUUUUAUCUUUUGUUGGGCAAACCAGAAUUUUGAUGUUGAACGGAGAAGAAGUUGAAGAAACAGAUAUUCCAGGCUUUGUUGCCGAUGAGCAAACUUUCCACACUGGAAACGUCACAAAUGAUUUAUUUAUUCAGAUAACACCAACAUCAGCAAGAUUGAUAUCACACGAAACAAAGACUGUUAUUUCCGAAUGGGAACCAGAAAAUAAAAGAACAAUCAGCGUAGUCGCUUGCAAUGGUACACAAGUACUUUGCGCUACCGGGAAUGACUUGUUUUAUAUGGAAAUUUUAGAUGGACAGAUUCUACCAAAAGGAUUUGCUACUUUACAGUACGAAGUUGCAUGUCUAGAUAUAUCUCCAUUAGAUGGGCAUACAGAAGCUAUAAUCGCUGCAGUAGGUUUAUGGACGGAUAUUUCUGUUCGUAUACUAACUUUGCCUGCUCUAGAAGAAGUUAAUAAAGAAUUACUUGGAGGCGAAAUUAUACCUAGAUCAAUUCUAAUGACAUGUUUUGAAGGCAAUACAUAUCUUCUUUGCGCUCUUGGAGAUGGCAGUAUGUAUUAUUUCACUCUACACAAACAGAGUGGUAUACUUUCUGAUAAAAAAAAAGUUAUCUUAGGCACGCAACCAACAGUUUUAAGAACAUUCAGGUCACUAUCUACCACUAAUGUUUUCGCAUGUUCUGACAGACCUACUGUGAUUUACUCAUCUAAUCACAAACUAGUGUUCAGCAAUGUUAACUUGAAAGAAGUGAAUCAUAUGUGUUCUUUGAAUGCAGAAUCAUAUCCUGACAGUUUAGCGUUAGCAACUGACAGUACUGUAACAAUAGGAACGAUUGACGAAAUACAAAAACUGCAUAUUCGAACUGUUCCUCUUGGAGAAUCGCCAAGACGAAUCGCUUACCAAGAGAGUUCACAAACAUUUGGGGUAAUAACGAUGCGUGUUGAUAUUCAAGAUAACAGUGGUGUUAGCAUUGUAAGACAUUCUGCAUCCACGCAAGCAGCUUCAACAUCUAGUAAUAGUCACAUUGCAUCGCAUAAUAAGCCCACAGGACAUACAGCUAGCGAUAUUGGCCAAGAAAUUGAAGUACAUAAUUUACUUAUUAUAGAUCAACAUACUUUUGAAGUUUUACAUGCACAUAUGUUGAUGCCUAGCGAGUAUGCAUUGUCAUUAAUAUCGACCAAAUUGGGCGAAGAUCCUACUUCCUAUUAUGUGGUUGGUACUGCAUUCAUUAAUCCAGAUGAAACUGAACCACAAAUGGGUAGAAUACUUCUAUAUCAUUGGAAUGAUGGAAAGCUCACACAAGUUGCUGAAAAAGAGAUUAAAGGGGCAUGUUAUUCUUUAGUUGAAUUUAAUGGAAAACUUCUUUCCAGUAUUAAUAGCACUGUUCGUUUAUUUGAAUGGACAGCGGAGAAAGAACUUAGACUAGAAUGUAGCCAUUUUAAUAACAUUAUCGCGCUAUAUUUGAAAUCAAAAGGAGAUUUCGUUUUAGUUGGAGACCUUAUGAGAUCUUUUACAUUGUUACAAUAUAAAACGAUGGAAGGUAGUUUUGAGGAAAUAGCAAGAGAUUACAAUCCAAAUUGGAUGACUGCUAUCGAAAUUUUAGACGAUGACACUUUCUUGGGUGCUGAAAAUUGCUUCAAUUUGUUUGUAUGCCAGAAGGAUAGUGCUGCGACUUCGGAAGAUGAAAGGCAACAGAUGCAGGAAGUUGGACAAUUUCACUUAGGUGAUAUGGUCAAUGUCUUCCGACACGGGUCUUUAGUGAUGCAAAAUUUAGGUGAAUCAAGUACUCCUACGCAAGGCUGCGUAUUGUUUGGGACUGUUAGUGGUGCAAUUGGUUUAGUUACACAAAUUCCAUUUACAUUUUAUGAAUUUUUACGAAAUCUCGAGGAUAGAUUAACAAACGUGAUUAAAAGUGUUGGUAAAAUAGAACACAACUUUUGGAGAAGUUUUAAUACAGAAUUAAAAAUUGAACAGUGCGAGGGUUUUAUAGACGGAGAUCUAAUUGAAAAUUUUCUCGAUUUGAGCUCUGAUAAAAUGGCAGAAGUUGCAAUGGGCCUUAUGAUUGAUGAUGGUACUGGUACAAAAAAGGAGGCAACGGUAAAUGAUCUUGUAAAAAUUGUGGAAGAUCUUACAAGAAUACAUUAAACGUACACGUUUGGCUAAGAUCUAUAGUUUAUUAUAUUUUGGAGAGUUCAUAGAUGAAUGAAUUGAUAAGAAAAGUUUUUAAAUAUUUGGGACACAAAGUAAAAAAUGUGUAUUUAAUUACCCAUGUAUCAUUAACAGUACAGGAAAGCAAAAAGCUGAAUUUUCCUC
Colletes gigas is the source of this 3944-nucleotide messenger RNA. It is a transcript of the gene pic, whose product is annotated as DNA damage-binding protein 1. The record is from RefSeq and is a predicted model, not a curated record. The coding region runs from base 351 to 3776 and encodes 1141 amino acids. Gene Ontology annotation, molecular function: nucleic acid binding; protein binding. Gene Ontology annotation, cellular component: nucleus; site of double-strand break. The transcript is spliced from 6 exons. NCBI's taxonomy places the organism in Eukaryota, Metazoa, Arthropoda, Insecta, Hymenoptera, Colletidae. Gene Ontology annotation, biological process: proteasome-mediated ubiquitin-dependent protein catabolic process; DNA repair.